AUGGAUGAAUUUGAUCGAGAACUCGACAAUGAGCUUGAGUUCAGUCACAGGUCUACCAAGGGGAUAAAAAUAUAUCGUACUUUUGAGAGUAUGAGGCUAAAGCCGGAAUUACUUAAAGGAAUAUAUGCAUAUGGAUUUGAAGCUCCAUCAGCAAUUCAAUCUAGAGCAAUAAUGCAAAUAAUGAGUGGCAGAGAUUGCAUUGCCCAAGCACAGUCUGGAACAGGUAAAACGGCUACUUUUGCCAUUAGUAUGCUUCAGACAAUAGAUGCCAAGUCCAAGGAUUGUCAAGGUCUAGUUCUUUCUCCUACGCGAGAAUUGGCAACUCAAAUCCAAAAUGUCAUUAAACACUUGGGUGAUUACAUGAACAUACAAACGUAUGCUUGUAUUGGAGGAAAGAAUGUUGGUACCGAUGUUAAAAAGCUACAGCAGGGUCAACAAAUUGUGAGCGGGACCCCUGGGCGGGUUCUCGAUGUUAUCAAGAGAAGAAAUCUAUCUCCGCGCCACAUCAAGAUGUUGAUUUUAGACGAGGCAGAUGAGCUAUUCACAAAAGGAUUCAAAGAGCAGAUAUACGAGAUUUACAAGCAACUACCUGCUGGAGCUCAGAUUGUUGUUGUUAGUGCAACUUUACCAAACGAAGUUUUGGAAAUGACAAGCAAGUUCACAACAGAACCGGUCAAAAUUUUGGUCAAGAGAGACCAAGUAUCACUUUCUGGGAUUAAACAAUACUAUAUACAAUGUGAGCAAGAAGAUUGGAAGUUUGACACUUUAUGUGAUCUUUAUGAUAACUUAACAAUUACACAAGCUGUGAUUUUUUGUAACACCAAGGUUAAAGUAGACUGGCUUGCGGAUAUGAUGCGGAAACAAAACUUUGUAGUUGCAUCGAUGCACGGAGACAUGAAGCAAGAAGAAAGAGACUCUAUAAUGAACGAGUUCAGAACUGGGAACUCUAGAGUUCUCAUCUCAACCGACGUUUGGGCAAGAGGAAUAGACGUGCAACAAAUCUCGUUGGUGAUAAAUUACGAUUUGCCAAACGACAAGGAGAAUUAUAUACAUAGAAUUGGAAGGUCGGGAAGAUUUGGCAGGAAGGGAACAGCAAUUAAUUUGGUUACAAAGGGCGACGUAAAGGAACUCAAGGAUAUCGAGAGAUACUAUUCAACAAAAAUAAGGGAAAUGCCCCUGAAUAUUAAUGAUAUUAUGUAG
Molecule: messenger RNA, 1200 nt
Organism: Lodderomyces oxycetoniae
Lineage: Eukaryota; Fungi; Ascomycota; Pichiomycetes; Serinales; Debaryomycetaceae
Gene: FAL1
Product: ATP-dependent RNA helicase
Exons: 1
Coding region: 1-1200 (399 amino acids)
Cellular component (GO): catalytic step 2 spliceosome; nucleolus
Molecular function (GO): ATP binding; mRNA binding; RNA helicase activity
Source: RefSeq, a predicted model, not a curated record